Molecule: messenger RNA, 684 nt
Organism: Cyclocybe aegerita
Lineage: Eukaryota; Fungi; Basidiomycota; Agaricomycetes; Agaricales; Hemipholiotaceae
Source: the annotation of a GenBank genome assembly
AUGGCUUCGUUCGUUCGACACGGAAAGAAGAUCGUUGCGAUUGGGAGGAACUACGCCGCUCACGCAAAGGAACUGAACAACGCUGUGCCGAAGGAGCCUUUCUUCUUCCUCAAGCCCACGUCGAGCUACCUACCGUCCGGCGGCAAGGUCGAGAUACCGCGAGGUAUUGUGGCGCACCAUGAAGUGGAGCUCGGACUUGUGAUAGGCAGAGGAGGCAAGAACAUCCCCCAAGCGAGCGCCGAGUCGCACAUCGCAGGCUACAUAGCCUUGGCAGUGGACAUGACGGCGCGCAACCUGCAGGACAAGGUACGCAAAGCCGGCCUGCCGUGGUCUGCUGCGAAGGGGUUCGACACGUUCACACCAGUUGGUUCCUUCCUCCCGAAAACCGCGGUGAAAGACGCACACGACCUCAAACUUUCUCUCAAGAUUAAUGGCGAGACGAAGCAAGACGGUACAACCGCCGACAUGAUCUUCCGGAUACCCCGCCUGGUCGAGCAUGUUUCGUCGAUCAUGUCUCUUGAGGAAGGAGAUGUGAUCCUAACCGGGACACCCUCCGGGGUCGGACCUAUCCAGCCUGGCGACAAAAUCGAAUGUGCACUGUCCCAACCGAAUGGCGAGGAGCUGCUCAAGUUGAACUUCGAGGCUGUACAGAGAGAGGGAGGGUACAGCUUUAAGGAGGACUAG